Molecule: messenger RNA, 1014 nt
Organism: Vicia villosa (hairy vetch)
Lineage: Eukaryota; Viridiplantae; Streptophyta; Magnoliopsida; Fabales; Fabaceae
Exons: 1
Coding region: 1-1014 (337 amino acids)
Biological process (GO): DNA repair
Molecular function (GO): endonuclease activity; DNA binding
Source: RefSeq, a predicted model, not a curated record
AUGAUUAUCGGCUCCUUGAAUAUUAGAGGGGGGAUGAAUGGUCUCAAGAGAAGGAGAAUUUCGUCUUUGAUUAAGAAGGGUAAUGCGGAUAUUUUCUUAAUACAAGAAACUAAAAUUACUAGUAUGGAUGAUGAGAUGGCCAAAAGUUUUUGGAGAGAUUCGGAGGUGGGUUAUUCCUUUUCCAAUUCUUUGGGGCGAUCGGGGGGAAUUCUAACCUUGUGGAAAAAGGAUGUUGUUGAUGUCGAGAAUAGUUUUAAAGGGGACGAUUUCGUGGGAAUCAAAGUGUCUUGGAAUAAUCAUUUAUACUAUGUGGUGAAUGUGUAUUCUCCUUGUGAGAAUAGAAAAAAGAAAGCUUUGUGGAAUGAUAUUCUAGGUUUGAUGGAGAAAUUCAAAGAUGGGGAAUGGAUUUUAGGAGGCGAUUUUAAUGCAAUUAAAAACGGGGGUGAAAGAAGAGGAAGGGCGGUUGGGGAGAACCAAAGAGAGAUGAAAUUAUUUGCGGAAUUCAUUGAUAAGACUCUAUUGGUGGACAUACCGUGUAAAGGGAAGAAAUUUUCUUGGUUUAGUGGUGACGGCAAAUCGAAAAGUAGAAUUGAUCGGUUCCUUUUAUCUAGUAAGGUGGUGAGUAGAUGGGAGGUGAUUGGCCAACUUAUUGGAGAUCGAGAUGUUUCGGAUCAUUGUCCUAUAUGGGUGAAGUCGGACAAGGUGAAUUGGGGGCCUAAACCUUUUAGAUUCAAUAAUGAGUGGUUCACUUUGGAGUCUUUCAUGACGUUUGUGGAGGAAGAAUGGAAGAGUAUGAAGAUAGAGGGAAGAGGUGAUUUUGUUCUAAAAGAAAAGCUUCGGCUUUUGAAAGACAAACUUAAAUGGUGGAAUAAAGAGGUGUUUGGGAGGAUUGAGUUGGAGAUGGAGGAUGGGGUUCAAGAGAUGAACUUGGCCGAUGAGAUGUUAAUGGAGGAUGAUAUUGAUAAGUUUGAAGAGAAUAUGUGUUUGAGAAGGGAAGCUUGUGGUAGAUUUUGA